Molecule: messenger RNA, 648 nt
Organism: Desarmillaria tabescens
Lineage: Eukaryota; Fungi; Basidiomycota; Agaricomycetes; Agaricales; Physalacriaceae
Exons: 1
Coding region: 1-648 (215 amino acids)
Source: RefSeq, a predicted model, not a curated record
AUGAACCUACUCCCCGCCGAAGUACUCGCCCAGAUCAUCGAGGAAGCAUGGGCACUUCCUCUUACCCCCAUCGAACGACUCCGAAUGACGACAUCAUCUCAACUCGUCAGCAAAUCGUUCGCUUGGGAAUUCACACGUGUAUUCUGCACCGACGUACACGUCUUCUCACCCUCUCAUCUCAACCAUGUCAUCUGCCGCAUGCUUCAACGAGACACCGCAUCGUUCCGGUCGAUCGACUCGUCCUUUUCACCGACAUCAUUCUGUCGGUCUAUCGCUUUCGUCCUCGAAGUCGAUCCCGAUGGCUUCAAUGCCGUAACGCACCCAGUAUCCGACGAAAUGCACGAUCUCAUGCUGGUGCUUCCCCAAGUCUUUCCCAACGUCAAGCGGGUAUCGAUGAACUAUCACAACUGGUGGUAUAACGACUCUUCGCUCGCACGACUCCAGCUACCAGAACAAGUUACUGAGCUGGAAAUUGCGUAUACGCAUAGCAAACGGUACCUACAAGAGCGUCUGGAGAAGAACGCAAAGUUGGACGUCAUUCCACCCUACGCCUUACCCGGAGUGAAGAAGUUGACAAUAUGGGGAGGGAAUCGCCUGUUCACCAGCCAAAUAGCGCAGGCUUGUUACAAUGCUCAUCCUGGCUUAUGA